Messenger RNA from Ipomoea nil (Japanese morning glory), 658 nucleotides. Its product is annotated as 60S ribosomal protein L30-like. Gene Ontology annotation, molecular function: RNA binding; structural constituent of ribosome. Gene Ontology annotation, cellular component: cytosolic large ribosomal subunit. The record is from RefSeq and is a predicted model, not a curated record. The transcript is spliced from 5 exons. The coding region runs from base 94 to 432 and encodes 112 amino acids. NCBI's taxonomy places the organism in Eukaryota, Viridiplantae, Streptophyta, Magnoliopsida, Solanales, Convolvulaceae.
AGAAGCCGCGCUUUGUGUUAUGGUUGCCUUGCUGCCGUCGUCGACGUUUUCCUCCUCCUGCUAUUACAGCUUCGAAUCAGGUCGUCGUUAACCAUGGUUGCAGCCAAGAAGACCAAGAAGACUCAUGAGAGUAUUAACAAUAGGCUAGCUCUGGUCAUGAAGAGCGGCAAGUACACACUGGGAUACAAGACCGUUCUCAAGUCCCUCAGAAGUUCCAAAGGGAAAUUGAUUAUCAUUUCCAACAACUGCCCUCCCCUCAGGAAGUCUGAGAUAGAGUACUAUGCUAUGUUGGCAAAGGUUGGAGUUCACCACUACAAUGGAAACAACGUGGAUUUGGGGACUGCAUGUGGUAAAUAUUUCAGAGUGUGCUGCCUCAGCAUUAUUGACCCGGGUGAUUCGGAUAUUAUUAAGAGCAUGGCCAACGACCAGUAGAUAGCAAUAGAUGUCUGAUGGUUGGUUGCAGUGGUUAUUUUGAAUUUCACCGGAAAACAGUGUUAUUUUACUUAUUUUUAAUUUAUUAAUGGGUCACAGAAGAAGAGCUCCAUUGUAGAUGAUGAGAUGAGAAUCUACAUUGUUGUUUCUUAGACAGUUUUGGUUGCGUUGAACGUUAAAAUGACAUUGCUGGAUGCCUGAAUGAAUUUUGAAACAGUUGUAUUCA